AUGAAGGAAGAAAAGAACGAUGAGCCUGCUUUUCAAAUAAAUUCAUUAGAAAAGCCACACUCAUUUAUCAAAUUUUUAUGGAAAAUACUCAAAGAGUCUAUUUUUGGUGGAUUUUCGUGCCUUUAUGUUCCAAAAAAAAAGUCGUUUUCAAACCUGAAUACACAAAAAAUCAUGGAAAUAUUGAUAAAUAUUAUUGUUUUCUUACAAAUUUCAAGACUUAACUGAAGAAUUAACCUGAAUCCAGACAACCAAAUUUUGAAGCAUUGAAAAAUUAUUGGAUAUGCAAGUUUUGAUCAAAUUUGCGCAGAGUCAGGGACUUUAUAUAUAGCUCUUUCCCUUGAAUAGCUCGAUAACGGGAUGAAGCCAGCCCGUUAUCUGGCUAUUCAAGGGAAAGAGCUAUACCUGCUUUGUAGGGUUUUCAGUUACAGUUUGGGUAUGUGCCUUAUUUAUUCUAAUUUUUUCAAUUAUGAGCUAUUAUAAAAAAAACACUAACGACUACCUGACUUUUUUUCCGAGAUUUUUAGUAACAUUUUUAUCAACUAUAGGAUUUGUCCCUUUUGUGUUAUAAUAAUAUAUGUGGGGGACCUUUAGUUGGUUCACCGAGAGAAGGAAGGAUAGCCGUCGAAAUCUGCCCGAAAUCGAGAGGCUAUAAAGAACAAGACUCAUGGUGGAUGACGUGUGCUGGCGGAUUUACUUGAAGCAGGACUGGAUGCCUGUCUAGGUAUUGUGAGAGUGGAUGGUUAUUUCAAAAAUAUGAAUAAUUAAGUCCCUUUUGUGCUAACUUUUAUGCUUACUCUCAAAUACUCAAGCAAAAAUGAUAAUACAGUAGAUGAAUACCAAAACUGUGAAAAUUGCAACCUAAACUGAGGCAAUUAUGGACAAUUCGCCUCAGUUUUUGGCUUGAUAUGAAUAUUUGCAAUAACACAUGGAGACAAAAUUUUUGGUGCAAGCUUAAGACAUGCUUUUAAAGACCAAAAUUUGAGGUCGAGGUCACAUUCAAAAUUAAGCAUUGAGACGAAUUUUUUUUACUUUUUGGCUGUAGUUGUUUACGCUUUGUUUAAUUCUUAUAGUUAUUAUCUACAUCAAGCUUUGCUUAUUAUUUAUCCGAUUAUACUUAAUUACAAGUAUAUUAAGUAUAUUCCUUAUUACAAUUCAAUAGAAAAUGAAAUUUCUAUAACUCAAAAUACAGGGAUCGCGACUGUAUCUGCAAUAUUUGUGCUUGGGAAUGCUACAGAAAAUGAUUAUAUUACGGUUUGGCUAUUCUGGAUGGUUUUGCCUCUUAUCGUAUAUUUUGCUUUGAAUUUCUCAAGAAAACAAUUUAAGCUGCGCCUUGAUAUAACUGAUAAGGUUUUGAAGGAUCAGUAUGAUUUUGAAUAUUUUAUGAGGGCGAGACUGUUUGAAAAUGAGGUUUCGAACCCUAAUGAUAUCAUAACUCCCCCCCCCUCCGUGAGUGAACAAAAAAAUUUUGUUCACUCACGGAGGGGGGGGGAGUAAAUAAAUUUUCUGGGUCUUCAAAAAUCGCAGGAUUUGACCCUGAUAAGCUGUUUGCUGUGUGGGAAACUUAUUAUUGCAUAGAUGUGCUAUCAGAUGAAAGAUUGGGUAGAAUUAAGCUAAAUAAGGCAUUUUACAUGAGAUCAACACUUGAAGGCGAUUUUCAAGUCUGAAAAUGUAAAAAUACCUUACCCCCUCCGUGAGCGUUUAAACCAUUAGAAAAACAAAAACCCACACUCUCCGUGAGCGAACAAAAAUUUUUUUUUUGACAUAUAAGUGAUAAUUAGUACAAUGAAAUAUCGAGCUAAUUCUGUUUAAUUUUUAAAAAAAUUGCAUUUUAAAGCAUAAAAUUUAUAAAUUAAAUUAAUAUUUGCUUUCCAAUUUUUGCGAUUUAGGAUUUUUUAAUUUCGAAAAAAAAAAUUUUCUAUAAAUUUUAUAUAUAAAUUAAAAAAAAAAUUAGCCCCCUUUGUUAGCGAACAAGAUUUUUUGUUCGCUCACGGACGGGGGAGUUAGAAGAGCACUCAAUUGGGUUCUAUGGCGACAUAAGCAUACUUUAUUAUAUUUUAGAGCUAGAAAGCAUUAAGGAAAAAGACGAAUUUUUAUGUCACAAAUUGCUCGAUUUUUGAGGAGAAAUAACAGCUGAUAAGCCAAGAAUGGGAAAGCUUUAUUAUCUUUCAGGAGAAUUAUCAAAGACUUUAGACGAAGUUAAGAAAAGGUAUGCAGACUUGGUGAAAAGCUUCCCAAAUAAUAUAUAUUGUCAUGAACUUUAUGGGUCUUUAUUAAUGGAUAUACUUACUCCCCUAAAAUAUUUUCGCUUCCUUAUUGAGGUUUUUUUAAAUCUAUAUCAAAAAAGAACUAAUUUUUAAAUAUUGAAAAGAAGUUUAUAAUCCUCUUUUAUUAAUAUAAUUAAAGAGAAAAUUUAUUAUAAUAAUUAUUCAUAUUUAUUAAUUUUUAAUUUUUUUGCCUGAAGGUGUGCUAUUCAUUAAUAAUUUUUUUUCCCAAUACUUAUACUCGCUUAUAGGCAGGGAGCUAGAGAUAAUGCUUCUGGGUUUAAACUUAUAAACAAAAAAGAAAGCUUUGUUUCGUUACAUAAAGAAGCCUCCAAAGCGAAGUUUUGGAAGUUUUCUGAAAUUAAUGGGUUUCUUAUUGUAUCUGCUGACCCUAAACUAUUCGGAAUAGUUGUCUAUGCGAAUUCCUGUGCAGGCCAGAUAUUAUCCCAACCAGCAAAUCAUAUAAUAGGAUCCAAACUUAGCAAUUACAUACCUGAUCCAUUUUCUAGGAAUCAUGAUGAAUAUUUACGUAGAUAUCUUAUAAACUGCAAAAGCCCAGACGUAGAAUCUAUUAUGUCUUAUUUUUUAAAAAACGAGCGAGGCUACCUAGUCGGCUGUGACUUUAAAAUCAGUCUCGUUUCCUUAAUAAAUCACGUCUACUUUGUUGUAUCAUUGGAUGCAAAUGCAAAGCACCGAGAAUUUGCGUUAGUUUCAGAAAUUGGAGAAAUUUACGCUCAUAGUGAACUAUUUCCUCAAAUUAUUUCCCAAAAGAAAACAAGCGUCACCAAAGAACUUAUCGAUAAUUUGAUACCUGGGGUGACUUAUUCUUCAAUGAAGCCUCUUGAGCCUUGAAUUGUUUCUCUUCACCACAAAGAAAUUCUGAUAGUAAAAAUCCAGCACCACAUAUUGUCAACUUCGUUUAAUUUUUUAAUAUUAGUCAAUGACCGUUUUGAAAUUGAAAUUUGAAAAAGAGGAGAGGAUACAUUUCAACUAGGAAAUACGGAAGAGAAUUUUUCAAGAGAAAUAACCUCAUAUACUGAUAUGAAAAGAGUUUUGCACGUAAAUAUAUGCUCAAAAGCGUCUAAGAUGUCAGCUAUUUAUUCAAUGUCAAUGUCAGAGCUAGGUAUAGCAAUUGAUAAAGAAAAAUAUGAAAAUGAGGAUAAUCAAGAAAAUAAGAGCAGCGUCAAAACCCUAUCAGUGUCUCAAGCAAGCAACGCUACAUAUAUUAUUUUAAGUAAUAGAGAUUUAGGUAUAAGCCAAAGGUUGGUCAAAGAAUCAGAAGUAAUGCUGAAGCUCUUCAAAUGGAUUUUAUUUUUUUCUGUAAGGCUCAUGCAGACUUUAGCUAUUAUCAGCAUGAAUAUAAUACUUUUGGUAUAUAUUUAUCAGCAGAUAGCUCAUUCUAAUAACCUCAGUAUUGUUAAAAAUUUUGCAGGGAUAAUGCAAGAGGUGUCUGUAGAAGCUUACCUAGCACAUGCAAUAGAUUUAAGUACUAAUUAUACAAGUAUGGAUCGGUCUUAUUAUAAAGCUCAGCUUAUUGAUAGCUUAGAAAAGCUACGAAAAUUGCAGCCAACAAUUUUAGAUGACUAUAGCAGAUGGAGUUAUUGUGAUCACUCAGCUGUGGUAACAGAAAACAUAAUACCUGUUUAUAAUCAAGGUCAUCCAAAUUUUGUGUCUUUUUCAAAUCUUUAUGACUUUGUUUCUGAGGUACUUAAACAUGUAUUUUUUAUAUAGGGCAAUGCAAUUGUAAACGCAAUGGACUCAGGAGAAGACUAUAUUUAUGAUGAAUUUUUUAUAAUAGACAAUGGAAUAGGAGGAGCAUCAGUUAUGCUAAAUUAUACUUUUGAAGGCCUCAUUAGCUGUGAAAUCGAAAAAUUAGACACCAAUGAAAGCGGAACAAAAAUUUGUGUUUAUAUGGGUCUGCUAUUUUUAUGUAUUCUUGGCUCAAUCCUUAUUUUCUUCUCUUUCAAGCUCGAUAAGAAAUAUGAUGCAUUAUGAAGCUAUAUACAAAAUCAGGCAAAUUCUGCAUAUAUCGAGCUUUACCAAUCCUCUCUAAAUAGACUGUCUACUUAUCAUAAUUAUUGUUCAGAACAAGACGAAAUUGAAAUUCGAAAGAAGAAGAAAAAAAUAAAGCCGAAUGGUUUUAAAACAAAAAUUUACAUAAAGUUUAUAGGACUUUGUGCAAUUAUUGUAGUAUUGACGUCAGUUUAUUAUUUUGUGGUUGGGUAUAUAUUUUAUCCUUUAUGCAAAGAAAAUCUGGUUAAGCGCUAUAUUUUGCUUGGGGCUUUUUUGCAUAGAAUUUCUGUAGUUUCUGAGAUGACAUACUGGACUAGUGAAUUAGCCUUCCAUGGUGAUGAUUCUUUUACUCCCCCCUUCGUGAGAAAAAAAAUUUUGUUCUUACAGAGAGGGGUAAAUUUUUUCUUUUUAAAUUUUAUAUAUAAUUUUUUUAUUUCAAAAUUUAAAUAAUUUUUAAUAUGUAAAAAUUAAUUUAAUUUGCAAAAUUCAUGUUUUAAAAUUCAAGCUGUUUAAAUUAAACAAAAUUAGCUAGAGAUUUCGUUAUAAUAAUUACUUAUAUAUCAAUUUUUUUCCAUGAAAGUUUUUUAUAAGGAUCCCCCCCCUCAUUUGUCCAAUUUUCUAGUCUUUUAUCAUUUGUCCAUUUUUCUAGUUUUUUGACCUCAUUUGUCCAAUUUUCUAGUCAAAAAUUUUGAUAGAGAAAAAAAAUUUUCAGGACCUCAAUUGUCUCAUUUUCUAAUUUUUUUAAAGUAAAAAACUAGAAUUUAGGGCAUUCGAAAAAAUCCAAAAAAGACUAGAAAAUUGGACAAAUCAUUUUUGACUAGAUUUUGAGACAAAUGAGGUCCUGAAAAAAAAAUUUUCUUAUAAACAAAAACUAGAAAAUUCGACAAAUGAGGGGGGGGAUCCUUAUUAAAAAAAUUUUUUGUUCACUCAUGGGUUUUUUGGCAAAAAAUAGGAUUUUUCCAAUGGUUUUGUUCGCUCAGAGAGGGGGAGUUAGAACAAAUUCCGGCUUAGAAUAUCCAUUUUCCGACCCUGACACUAUGUUUGGCGACUCAAUCUUUCGAUUUAACCUUUUAAGCAAAAUUAUUAUUGAUCCAUCCUAUAGAAACAUGUACUCAAAGACCCUAAAAUGAAAAUUUUUUGAAGGGAAUUCAAAAGACGUUGACUCAAUUUUUGCACAAGGGACUUAUGCAGCUUCAAAUGCGCUGGUUUUUGAUGCAUCGUUUAUGUCUUUUUCUAAUGCCGAUAAUUUAGACUUAAGGAUGACGAAAUUUAUACAAAGAAUGAGUUCUCUUCAAGGAUCAAUUCAAGAGAGAACUAUAGUUGUAGACCAUGAUUCAAGGUUUUAUGUCGAAAAUCAGUUCAAUUCUUUUUUCUUUAUUACUAUUUGGUAUUGCGGGUUUUGCUUGGUUUUAUUUUUGUGCUUGUAUUCGCCUAUGAUAAAUAGAGAAAAAAGAAAAUUGAAUAAAUUGCAGGAAAUAUCAGCAUUGAUACCUCCUUCUUUAGAUAAUAAAAAUAAAAGCAAUAAUAAAUAA
Molecule: messenger RNA, 5806 nt
Organism: Blepharisma stoltei
Lineage: Eukaryota; Ciliophora; Heterotrichea; Heterotrichida; Blepharismidae
Source: the annotation of a GenBank genome assembly